UCAACAGGAGUCAACUUUGGGCGACCGCAGCUAACAGCUCCGCCGCCUGCUUCCCAGCACCGUGGCCGGUUAUUGCAACACCGUUUGGGCUCUUUUGGACUUUUCGUGGCGUACUAUGGAGCCAGUCCGGGUAUUUCUGUGUGUCCUGGCCGUGUUUGUUUCGUUGUUGUCGGACAGGUUUGUGGUGCUGGCUGCCUUCUCCCAGUCUCUGGACAGCGACUUCACUUUUACUCUACCUCCCGGUCGAAAGGAGUGUUUCUACCAGACCAUGAAGAAAGAUGCUUCCCUGGAGAUUGAAUAUCAGGUAUUGGAUGGUGCAGGUCUCGAUGUAGAUUUUUACAUCGCCUCUCCUUCUGGCCAAGUGCUGUUUAGCGACUACCGCAAGUCAGACGGCGUCCACACUGUAGAAACUGAAGAUGGAGACUACAUGUUCUGCUUUGACAACACGUUCAGCUCUGUGUCUGAGAAGAUCAUCUUCUUUGAGUUGAUCCUGGACAACAUGGACACAGAGGAUCCAAAUGACUGGAAGGAGUAUGUGCAUGGAACAGACAUGCUGGAUAUGAAGCUGGAAGACAUUAUGGACACCAUCAACAAUGUCAAGGCUCGGCUGGGAAAAAGUGUGCAGAUCCAGACGGUGCUGCGAGCGUUCGAGGCUCGCGACCGUAACCUCCAGGAGAGCAACUUCGACCGGGUGAACUUUUGGUCGGUGAUCAAUCUCAUUGUGAUGAUGCUGGUGUCGGCGGUUCAGGUCUACCUUGUCCGCUCGCUGUUCGAAGAUAAAAGGAAAAUGCGUACAUAACACUCCUCCCCCCCUGGAAUGGAGGCAAAAAGAAGGAGAAACUAACACACUUGUCCACAGAAACUUUUGGGAUAUUAUCAACUGAUCCCCUGUCUUGUGACUCUUGUGACACAAGAUGUUAUAUACACACACACACACACACACAUGCACAGACACCAACUAGAGACGUUUAUUAACAAUUAUUUCAUUACACUCUGGUCGUCAGUCCACUGGAGUUUGAGGGACGGCAGGAAUCCAAGAACUUUUGACCGUCAGCCCCUCUACAUUCAACCCCUUUCUCUGUUACAGGAAAAAGGCUUCUUGGUCUCUAUUUACAACCUGUUUCUUGUUUCAUGGUUCUCCCGGGCUGCUGUAGUUCUUUACUGAGAGUGACAUUACAAGCACAUUUAUGAUGCAACUAUUUUUCUAACAGAGCUUGAAGUUACCAGGCCAGUGGCCAAUUGCAAAAAUGUCCUGUUUUUCUUUGGACAUGUUUUUUUUCUUCUGAGUGUUAAGCUAGAUGAAGAUAUGAGGAAUUAAUUUCUGCCAAAAAGAAGUGGGAGGUGCAACCACUCUCUCAGUAUGUCUUCCCCAAAUGUUAGCUACUCUCAAAAACAUACCUACGUAUGUAUCUAAGUUGCCUUAGUGUUUUGGAUUUAGCUGCUAGCUUUGUGCCAGUCUGUAAAGCCUUUGAGUAAUUCUCCCAUUGCUACAAACAUUUAUUUUGUUGCUGUUCUGUCUCACUUUCCCUUCCAUGCCAAUACUGAAAAGUCAGGUGUUUAGUUAGAGCUGUGCUGCUAAUGCUGCUCCUUGGCACCAAAGGGAUCGUGGAGUAGAAGGAAAGGAAACGGGUCGUCUCCAAGUCUCUUAAUGACUGCUGCCCUCCUCUGCCGUGAUUUGUGGACUUGUGGCCCAAAUGGCUGCCAGCUCCACUACCCUCCACUGUGAAGCCUCACGGCUGCUGGUGGGUGUCUGCUUACAGCCACCUACUGUGUGAAGAUGUUGAGCCCGCCCGUCUCUCUGGUGACAGAAGUCUAUUUCUAUCUUACUGACAUCUGGAAGGUCAUUACCACUAUGACAUUGCACUGCUCAGUUUAAUAUGCACAAGCCAUCCACUGCCUUGGCUACGUCAGCAUUCUUUUCGAAGCUAGUAUCUGUGUAUUAGCAUUUUUUUUUUUAGCCAACAUUACAAACUAACAACUGACCAUUGCACUGCCUCUGAUGCCACAGAACAACAUCUUUGUGUCUUUGUAUUCCUAGAACAUAAUUUAACAUUUUGGGCUCUAAUGUUUUUGUGGGGCCGAGCAGAAAUGGGUCCACAGCUUGUCCUGAUAUGUGGUUGAAGGAGUACUGAUCAAGAGAUUAUUUUUAACUCAUCAGUUGCUUGUGUUCUAUUAAGGUGCCACCACAGCUUGUGGUUAUGGUUUCCAUGAGUGUUUUAUUUUUUUUUUAUUGGUCUUUCCUCGGCUCCAUUCUUGAAACCUGGCCGUUUACAACCCUGGCUAGAAGCUCCGUCUUCUGAAAUUUUGCCCUGUGCCGUAAGAUAAAGAUAAUACAGUGAGUUCAUGCCUUCGUAAUUUACACAGCCUUAUGUUGGAUGUGCGAAAAACCAAACUCUGAGUAGUGUGAUUGUUUUAAAUGUGUACAGUUUUGCCAUACAGUAUGUGCACAUGUUACAGUUUUUUUUUUUUUGUGGAUGCCUGCAAUGAUAUAGGUUGUCUGGUUGUGAGAAACGAUCACCUUCUGCCUCGGUUUCAGUGCGUAUUCCUUCCUGGUUCCUCUGUCCAGUUGAAGCUACUGUGUUUCUAGUCUUUAAUUAUGAUAUGUUGAGAUUGUGUCUUGUGGAAAGUCUUAUGGAUUCGUAAUACAUUUAUUUUCUGGUUUAUUUGAAAGAGCUUCCAAAAUUCUACAAAAAUUAAAGUCAUUUUUAAAAGUAUUUCUACGUUGCUGAAAAGGAGAUUAAUAAAGUUUCUGAGUCAACAGCCACACUGGCUUUACAAAACCGUUUUUACAACAAUAAAUGAUCAGUGAAGAAAGAAGGAAUGUGAUGAAAAUGAUAUUUAUUCAACUAAUGUCCUGUAGAUGUAUAUGUGUAUAAAUUAAACAAUCAUACUUUUUCUGA
Messenger RNA from Stegastes partitus (bicolor damselfish), 2900 nucleotides. RefSeq names its product transmembrane p24 trafficking protein 5 (gene tmed5). The transcript has 4 exons. The record is from RefSeq and is a predicted model, not a curated record. Lineage: Eukaryota; Metazoa; Chordata; Actinopteri; Pomacentridae. The coding region runs from base 116 to 799 and encodes 227 amino acids.